Racocetra persica is the source of this 468-nucleotide messenger RNA. The record is from the annotation of a GenBank genome assembly. NCBI's taxonomy places the organism in Eukaryota, Fungi, Glomeromycota, Glomeromycetes, Diversisporales, Gigasporaceae.
CACGGAUCGGCUGAUAUGGAAUCAGAUCAAAAAAAUGACGACAAAACAUUAAAUAAAUUAUCAAGUAUUAAUGAUUCACAGAGUGAUGGCGCUUUGCUUAUGAAAGUGUCUGAUGGAAGUACACAUAUUGUAGGAACACUUGAACAAUUGCUAUCCAAGCUGGUUGAUGAAAAUGAACGAGACAGCGAAUUUAUUGAUUGUUUUAUCCUAAGUCACGUGUUCUUGAUCAGCUCAAGUGAUUUCCUGGAAGAUAUGAUUACCAAGUUCAAAGAUAAUGCAUUAGACGAAAAUAGGCUAAAAUCCACUCAACAAAAGGUAUUGAAUAUUCUUUAUCGAUGGGUAAUACUCCAACCAGAGAAUUUUCAAAUUGAUUCCCAAUUACGCUACCAAUUGCAAAGUUUCUUGACAGAAGAAGUUAGGAAUGCAGGAUUUCAGGAGGAAGUCGAUCGGAUACUUUCGAAUUUCGAU